This is a messenger RNA of Symbiodinium pilosum, 1185 nucleotides long. The record is from the annotation of a GenBank genome assembly. Lineage: Eukaryota; Dinophyceae; Suessiales; Symbiodiniaceae.
AUGGCUUCCGAGACGCAGGGCAGCGAACAAGACCAGGCGCUGAAGCGCUACGUGGCAAAGGUGCAGGAGCACCGUGAAUUCGAGUCGCGCGUGAAGAAGCUGCGCGAAACGGUCAAGAAGAACAGCGUUGACUACGACAAGUCAGAGGAUCACCUGAAGGCCCUGCAGAGUGUUGGGCAGAUCAUUGGCGAGGUGCUGCGCCAACUAGAUGCGGAGCGCUUCAUUGUGAAAGCCUCCAGUGGCCCGCGUUACGUUGUUACAUGCAAGGUCAAGCUUGACAAAAGCAAGCUCGUUUCAGGAAGCCGCGUCUCACUGGACAUGACCACACUGACUAUCAUGCGCUUGCUUCCCAGAGAAGUGGACCCCAUGGUCUUCAGCAUGCUGCAUGAGGACCCAGGGCGAAUCUCAUACAGUGAUGUGGGUGGCCUCACCGAGCAGAUCAGGCAGAUGCGGGAGGUCAUCGAGCUCCCUCUGACCAACCCAGAGCUCUUCAAGAGGGUGGGGAUCAAGUCCCCCAAGGGCGUGCUGCUCUACGGACCGCCAGGAACUGGCAAGACGCUACUGGCCCGGGCUAUGGCGCACAACAUGACCGCAAGCUUCAUCAAGGUGGUGGCCUCAGCAAUUGUGGACAAGUACAUCGGCGAGUCCGCCCGCAUCAUCCGCGAGAUGUUUGGCUAUGCAAAAGAGCAUCAGCCCUGCAUCAUAUUCAUGGAUGAGAUUGACGCCAUUGGCGGAAAGAGAUUCUCUCAAGGCACUUCUGCGGACAGAGAGAUCCAGCGGACCUUGAUGGAGUUGCUGAAUCAGCUUGACGGCUUUGAUGAUCUGGGGCGGGUGAAGAUCAUUAUGGCCACAAACCGGCCCGACACCUUGGACCCGGCACUGCUUCGGCCUGGGCGCUUGGAUCGCAAGAUCGAGAUUCCGCUGCCGAACGAGCAGGCCCGAAUCGAGGUGCUCAAGAUCCACGCAAAUCCCAUCACAAAGCACGGGGAUAUUGACUACGAAGCCAUCUGCAAGUUGACGGACAACUUCAACAAUGCGGACAUGCGUAAUAUCUGCACCGAGGCUGGCAUGUUUGCCAUCCGUGCAGAGAGGGACUAUGUGGUGGAGGAAGACUUCAUGAAGGCCGCAAGGAAAAUUGCGGACAACAAGAAGCUGGAAGGAAAGCUCGACUACGAAAAGGUCUAG